Drosophila hydei is the source of this 954-nucleotide messenger RNA. Its product is annotated as brachyurin. Gene Ontology annotation, biological process: proteolysis. The record is from RefSeq and is a predicted model, not a curated record. The transcript has a single exon. Bases 1 to 954 code for a protein of 317 amino acids. Gene Ontology annotation, molecular function: serine-type endopeptidase activity. NCBI's taxonomy places the organism in Eukaryota, Metazoa, Arthropoda, Insecta, Diptera, Drosophilidae.
AUGCCUUACACGUUAGCAUUGCUGCUUUGUCUGCUUGGAUGCAGUCUUACGUUGGCGUGGAUCUCAUCCGAGCACAAUGAUGAUGAUCCAGAAGUCUUCUCCGCACGCUGGCAGCUAGCUUACGAGAGCUGGCAGCGCAAAUGCAAGAAAUAUGAGCUGCCGGAACAACAACUAGAAGUGAGCCCCCGCAUUGCACGUGGGGAACUGGCCGAGUCGGACAUGUUUCCCUAUCAAGCGGCGUUGCUGUUGCAACUGCGUCAAGGAGAUGCGACACAAUGUGGUGGAUCGCUCCUCAGUCUAAACUACGUGCUGACCGCAGCGCAUUGCCUCAAUGAUGCUGAAAGCGGAGAGAUUUAUCUGGGCAGCAAUACGUAUGCUGAUACAACAGCCCCCCAAAUUUUUAAGGUACAUACAUGGAACUUUAAUGUCUUUCCGGGAUAUUUGGGCUUUGCGGGCUAUCAUGAUUUGGCCCUAAUACAUUUGCCCCACUCGGCCACGCCCAGUGCCGAGGUGCAGCCCAUUGCUCUGGCGCUUGAUUUUAUGCAGCAAUCGCUGCUACAGGGACAAUUGGUCAGCAGCUCCGGCUGGGGAGCUCUGGGAGAUGGCAUGAAUAGCACUCUGUCCCCAGAGGCCAAUCUGCUGCACUAUGUGGAUGUUCCUGUGAUGGAGCAAGAGAGAUGCACUUGCUAUUUUCUGCCCGGCUUAGUUAGCGUGCAACGUCACAUUUGCAGCGAUGGGCGACAGGGGCGUGGCAGCUGCCAGGGCGAUUCCGGUGGCCCCCUGGUCUACCGUUGGCACAAUGUAAGCUAUUUGAUUGGAGUAACCUCAUUUGGCAGCACCAACGGCUGUGAGAAGGGCUCACCAACUGUCUAUACGCGCAUCACAGCUUAUUUGGACUGGAUAGUGGGCGAGACGGACGUGCAGAGCCCUGAACAGGAGUUGAAAAAGUUCUAA